This is a messenger RNA of Olea europaea var. sylvestris, 753 nucleotides long. RefSeq lists its product as uncharacterized. The transcript has a single exon. Bases 1 to 753 code for a protein of 250 amino acids. The record is from RefSeq and is a predicted model, not a curated record. Lineage: Eukaryota; Viridiplantae; Streptophyta; Magnoliopsida; Lamiales; Oleaceae.
AUGAAGGCUCUAAAAAUGAACAACGCUGCCAAGUUGGAUAAGGGUAAAGGAAAGGAGGUCCUUAUUGAGCCUCCUAAGCGAUGGAUUCCAGUUCAGAGAGAUCAGAAGAGGCAACACGAUGCUAGCACAUCUAGAGUUCAGAUUCCGCUUUCUGUGUCCACUGUCAUCACAUCAGUCCCAUUACCUACUGGCACUAGCUCACAUGCUCAGACCCAGCCAUCUGUUCCUCCAAUUGCUCCUCCCUCUGCUACAGCCUUACCAGUUAUCAGUGUUGUAGAUCCAGUUACAUCUACCACUCCUUCAGCUCCUGCUCAGGCUAUCAGUCCACCUAUCACUCCAUUUUAUGAUCCUAUGUUGGAUGAGAUGUUAAAGAGGCCACAGACACAGAAUUCUACAGCAGACACAGUCAGCAGAGCUUCUUACAUUCUAGGCCCGACACCGGGUAGGGCUCAGGCACCUAUUUCCACUUCUUCUCCUCCUGUUUGUCAUCAGAAUGUGGAGGCAUCUAUUCCAUCUUUGCAGUCAGCGCAUUCAGACACAGAGGGCUCACCUCAGAUUGAGGUUCACCAGCAGGGACCUUUUCGAAGAUCUUCUUCUGAUGACUUGGUGGGUUUGGAUGAGAGGACAGAGGAAGAUGGAUUUAUCCCAGUUGUUCGGAAGAGACACCCACGGGCUACUGAUACUCCACAUCCGAGCAGAAGGAUCACUCGGAGUCAGUCACAUGAUACCUCCUCACAUUCUCCUUCCCUAUGA